CACUUGCGCAUUAUUCUGCAUCGACAGUUCCGUCUUUCAACCCGAAAGCAGUACAGAAAAAACGUAAUAGUGAACAAUGAACUUUCAAGCAAAUGUUCUUUUGCUCACGUCGUUCUGAUUUUUUUGCAGAUGUUGGUGAUGGCGUCCUUGAACCGAGAAUCGCUUUUCAAAAGGAACGUUUGCUCAUUUGGCCCAACAACAAUGCGGUCGACGAUGUGCUACUGUUUAGUGGCCCUCGCUCAACCGAAACCUGGUGACGUUGUCCUUGAUCCCAUGUGUGGAGGUGGUUCCAUUCCACUCGAGGGUGCACUGGCAUUUCCAGGAUGUCUGUUCUUCGGGGCUGAUCAUCACUCGGAAGCGAUUAGUCGAUGUUCUCGAAAUCUGUUAUCACAAUGUGGUUCGGUGGUGGCAUUCAUCGCCUGUGAUGCAGUCAAUCUACCUUUUUCUGAAAGCUCCAUUGAUGCUGUAGUCACUGACCUCCCGUAUGGCAAAAAAAUUGGCUCUGUUGGGGACAACCUCGUCUUAUACCCUCGCCUUCUUGUGGAAUGGGCGAGAGUGGUGAAGCCCAAUGGUCGUCUUGUAAUAAUGACUCAUGACAAAAGGAGUUACGGGUUUAAUUCAACGUGCUUCCUCGUUCCAAGGGGCCAGUUUCGGACAGCCAAUAAAAUAGUUAUAUGCCUUGCAAUUAUUUCAUGUACUCUUGACAUUCACAUAGGCAGGUGUAGGAAGUGUAGCGAGAAGUUGAUCAUUGACUUGUCGAGUCUUUGA
Molecule: messenger RNA, 768 nt
Organism: Haemonchus placei
Lineage: Eukaryota; Metazoa; Nematoda; Chromadorea; Rhabditida; Trichostrongylidae
Source: the annotation of a GenBank genome assembly